UGGACCAACUUUAAACUUUCGAAACCUCUAUAUAAAGACACUAAAUGCACCAUGAAAUUCAUUCAAACCUUUCAAACAAUAUGGCUUCUCAUUUGUUCCUUAUCUUAGCAUUUUGGUCGCUUUUUGUGAGUCCGAUUGUAAUCAAUGGCUACUCACCGAAAGAAAUAAUACAGAUGUGUAGCAAAACACCGAACCCUAAGCCUUGCGAGUAUUUCUUUACGAAUAACCCUAACUAUGGUCCUAUCGAUAACGACCAAGAUUUUCUUAAAGCGUCGCUGAAGCUAGCUCUAGAUAAAGCCAUGCAAGCCGAUCAGACCGCCAAGAGCCUCGGCUCCAAGUGUCACAAUAAGCUCGAAACGGCUGCAUGGGACGAUUGUCUAAAGCUCUACGAUUAUACAAUCAAGCGAAUCAACAAAACCGUCGAUCCUUCCAAGAAGUGCAGCCAGCUCGAGACUCAAACAUGGCUCAGCACCGCAUUGACGAAUCUCGAAACAUGCCGAAUGGGUUUUAUUGAGCUAGGAGUUGGGAACAAUGUGUUACCCUUGAUGGACAACAAUGUCUCGUAUUUGAUUUCCAACAGCCUGGCUAUGAACAAAGGGAACUUGACUUAUAAGCCGACUUAUAAGGGUAAGUUCCCCACAUGGGUCUCGCCCGGGGACCGGAAGCUCCUCCAGGCUUCUUCGCCCGGUGCGGGGGCGAAUGUCGUGGUGGCGCAGGAUGGCUCGGGGAACUACAAGACGGUGGCGGCUGCGGUGGCGGCUGCAAAAUCGGGAAGUGGUAGGUUUGUGAUAUACGUCAAGGCGGGUACGUAUAAUGAAAAUGUUGUGAUAAGUGCGAGUAAUAUUAUGCUGGUGGGAGAUGGUAUUGGGAAGACUGUGAUCACUGGAAGCAGAAGUGUAGACGGAGGCUCCACCACAUUCAAUUCGGCUACUGUCGCUGUGGAAGGGGACGCAUUUAUUGGCCGUGGGAUCACCUUCCGAAACACAGCCGGAGGCCAAAAUCACCAGGCCGUGGCACUCCGCUCCGGCUCAGAUCUCUCCGUAUUCUACCAAUGCAGCUUCGAAGGAUACCAAGACACUCUCUACGUCCAUUCCGAAAGACAAUUCUACCGAGACUGCGAUAUCUACGGGACUGUCGAUUUCAUAUUCGGAAACGCAGCUGUCGUGCUCCAAAACUGUAACAUCAGGCCCCGAAAACCCCCGAAUGGCACCAACACGAUCACCGCUCAAGGCCGAACCGAUCCGAACCAGAACACCGGAAUCGUCAUCCACAAUUCCAGGAUUAGUCCAGCUAGUGAACUCGCAUCAGUUCAAGGUUCAGUGAAGACAUACCUCGGGAGGCCGUGGAAGCAAUAUUCGAGAACAAUUAUUAUGAAGACCGCAAUCGAUGGAUUCGUGCGUCCCGAAGGCUGGAUGCCGUGGAGUGGUAACUUUGCGCUCGACACAUUGUUUUAUGCGGAGUAUGCAAAUACCGGUGCGGGUGCAUCCACUGCGAAUCGGGUCACUUGGAAAGGCUAUCGGGUUUUCACUAGCGCUACUCAAGCUUCUCCGUUUACAGUUGGGAAUUUCAUUGCUGGAAAUUCAUGGCUGCCAGGCACCAACGUGCCUUUCACUGCUGGUCUCUAAAUUUUUUUUUUUAUAAGAUUGAUAUAAUGUUGUAUAUUUAUUGAAUAAUGUUGGUUUAUUAUUUCUCCAACUAUUGGUAUAGUAGAUAAUGUUUGUACGUAAAAUCAAAUUUUUCGGGAAAUAUACGAGAAAAAGUUUUUAUUUGCUAA
This is a messenger RNA of Daucus carota subsp. sativus, 1774 nucleotides long. Its product is annotated as probable pectinesterase/pectinesterase inhibitor 17. Gene Ontology annotation, biological process: cell wall modification. Gene Ontology annotation, molecular function: pectinesterase inhibitor activity; pectinesterase activity. Lineage: Eukaryota; Viridiplantae; Streptophyta; Magnoliopsida; Apiales; Apiaceae. Bases 45 to 1625 code for a protein of 526 amino acids. The transcript is spliced from 2 exons. The record is from RefSeq and is a predicted model, not a curated record.